Molecule: messenger RNA, 816 nt
Organism: Lichtheimia ornata
Lineage: Eukaryota; Fungi; Mucoromycota; Mucoromycetes; Mucorales; Lichtheimiaceae
Exons: 3
Coding region: 1-816 (271 amino acids)
Biological process (GO): hydrogen peroxide catabolic process; cellular response to oxidative stress; response to reactive oxygen species
Molecular function (GO): heme binding; peroxidase activity
Source: RefSeq, a predicted model, not a curated record
AUGUCGAGUACUGAAGCUACCCCUGAUAAAUACGAAGCCGUCCGUAAGGACAUUAUCAAAGUCUUUCCCGAUGAAGAUUAUGACGAUGGUUCAUUUGCCCCUGUGUGCCUUCGUUUAGCCUGGCACGCUAGUGGUACUUAUGAUCGUCAUAAGAAGAAUGGUGGCAGUGAUGGUGCUACGAUGCGUUUCAAGCCCGAAGCUGAAGAUGAAGCCAACAAUGGUCUCGAAGUUGCUCGUGCUCGUCUUGAACCUGUAAAGCAAAAGCACCCAUGGAUCCCUUAUGCUGAUUUGUGGACCCUCGCUGGUUGUGUCGCUGUUGAACAUAUGGGUGGUCCUCACAUUGAUUGGAUCCCUGGUCGUCGUGAUAAGCAUUCUGAAAAGGAUUGUCCUCCUGUUGGUCGCUUGCCUGAUGGUGCCUUGGGCAAGAGCCACGUGUUGGAUGUGUUUGUCGAGCGUUUGGGCUUCACUGUUCAAGAAACCGUUGCCCUUAUCGGUGCCCAUACCGUGGGUCGUUGCCACAGCAACCGAUCUGGUUUCGAAGGUCCAUGGACUACCACUCCUACUCGUUUCUCCAACCAAUUCUUUAAGCAAUUGUUGUAUGAGAAGUGGGUUGAAAAGAAGUGGGAUGGUCCCAGACAAUUCGUUGAUGAGGAUGAUGACCAAAUGAUGUUGCCCACUGAUAUGGCCUUGUUGGAAGAACCCUUCAGACCCUACGUUGAGCUCUAUGCCAAGGACAAGGAGAAAUUCUUUGAAGACUUUGCCAAGGCAUUCUUAAAGUUGAUCGAAUUGGGUGUCGAACGCAGAGGAAAGUUGUAA